CUUCAUGAAAAGUGGGCAAUUCAACUGAUAUAUUCUUAUAUAGUCAUCCUAUCGAAGAUGAGAAUGACUGAAGAGGUGGCAAAUCUAACUCUCACCACGUCGACAUCAUUCCGAAGGCUGAAUCUCGAGAGUCGAUUUCUUAAGGACUCAACUUGCCACAGUCUUACCAUUUCCAUACUCUAAAUGGACAUUGGCAUAGGAGGACCGCUGAUUUAAGGACUACUGCUCUCUGAUCAUCCGCGGUUUAUCGGAUUCAGCAGUGAGUUUUCGUUUCGUUUGUUUGUUCUGUCUCCAUCUCAACGCCUUCGAUUGGAACACCCCCCACGCCGAUCAUUUUAAUGCCUACUAAUCUUAAUUUGAUCUGCGAGCGCAAGACAAUAGGCUACAAAGCCAGGCUACAACGCGCAGUACACGACAAUCAAAAAUUAUUGAGCGACUACCCCGCAGAAGAAUCUGACCGAGUGUCAGCAAUACGGGCUACAGUAGCUGGCUGCCUGGAUUUACCAACUGCAGCGACAAGCGCCCGUGCCCAUAUUACCAGUUGAGCCAAGACUUGUAGGGAAAAAAUAACAGAUUCAAAUCAUUGACUGUUAUUUCUCAAAGAAGCCCCGAAGACUGGAAAUCUGACCCUUUUAAUAGUGAAUAACAGCUUCGUGAUAUGGAGCUGUCGUGUUUUCCCCACAUAACCGUUACACUUGCUGUCCUUAUAUGCGUUAUCGGUGUAGGGACCGUAUUUUGAAGAUACCAGGCAGUCACAAUAGCCUACAACCUAUGAAACUUCAUCCAAGUGGACGCUGAUGGUGCACGACUGCCUUAUAAAAACACAGUUUGUCGAUUCUUUUGAUGUAGGUUAUUUUGAGAUUAUCAUAAGCAGCUUUGGAGACGUUUAGAUUUUUUGCGUUACAUAUACAGUGAAAGGAGCCUGGAAUUGGCCUUAGGACUUUUCUAUCGCGAAAUGAAUGAGGAUAUAAGAGGAGAGCUACACAAGCAAAACAAAUAAGCAACGUGAAAAUAACUAAAGGACAACAGCGAUUUAAACGUGGUAGCUUGUGUGGACUCCACACUAUUUAUUUUGAGGUAUUAGGAUUUUUAUUGAGUUUUUAUUUGGUUGUGAUUUUUUUAUCAACUCAUCUUUUACUUCUUCAAUCCUUUCCAUAGUUCGUAUGACAUAGUUCUUCAUGUAACGGUUUUGUGGACUGGUCACUUUGCUGGAAGGAAAGAGGUCAUCAUAACUGUUUUGGUUACACUGAAGCAGUGGCAAGAAGCUAAUCAGUAUCACCCGAGGCUGCCCCGCGACCAUUCGGUGUUUCAUGUGCCAGCCUCACUGAUGGUCGGAAUAGAGCUCUCACGAGCCAUCAACAACUCAGAUGCGACCCGGUACAUUUCAAAUAUCUGCAAAGGCUGUUGAUGGAGAGGAUUUCGAAUGACAGCCGGGACAGUGGUCAUCACAGGCGGUAUUUUAGCUACAGUUAUCUUACUGUGCAUCAUCGCAGUACUGUGUUACUGUAGGCUGCAGUAUUAUUGCUGUAAGAAGGAGGAGUCUGAGUCGGAGGAGGAGGAGCCCGACUUCGCGGUGACGUCCCGCCUCCCACCUGUACACGCCAACCAUAACAUCGUGGCGGCGUCAGCCGCCGCCUCCAACCCCAACGGCCCCGCCCUCUUCACCCCGCCGUUGGCGCGUAAACUGACGCGCUCGCAGACAUUCUGCCCGUCGUGCACGCACCAUGAACUGCCCUUCUACCUGCAGCAACCAGACGGACUGCGGAACGGCGGCGACCGCGUCAGCUACCGCAGUGUCCAGCAACACGACCUGGACCUGCCCUUAGAAAUUCCCAGCUACCACAAACUCAACCUGACCCGGUCGGUCACUAUGAGGGACAUGUUCAACCGCAGCUGCAGCAUCAGCACUGACGUUUAGUGGCAUUGAGGACUCAUGGAAAUGGAUGGAAUAUACAAUUGAUAGAUAGUGGGACUGUGAUUCUCCCAUGAACCUCGGUCUUACACUCAGUUAUAACCACACAUUAACUGGCGAAAAGAUAAAUCUGCGAGUUUGUCCUCUCCUCAUUCUGCUUGGUCUGUGGGUACAGUAGGAUGUUGACCCUGAAAUACCAUAGAGUUUCUACACUGUCUGGACUCAUACUGUUGGAUUACCCUAAACCUAAACCGCCUUCUGGUUUAAGUCCACCAAAUCAACCCAAGCUUUAAAUAACAAAAAACAGACUUUGCGUGGUUGCUGCUAAAGAAACCAAGAAGCCAUGGUGAUAAGGAGGAGGGUUAUGGAGACUACUCGCACUACUGUGUCUCUCCACCAAUCCCCAGCCUGAUCACCAGAAGGGGGACAGAGCAGAUCAUAUCCCUAAGUUAUGGAUUAUUCACCCAUCGCAUCAUGGUUUGGAAAUGGAGGAAGAGAGGGGGAAGAACAUGUCAAAGACCAUAAAAGCGUAGGAGAUAAAAGGCUUGGGUUGGAGUGUAGGGGGUGGAGUCCUCUGCUCUGUUUUCUAAAUGCAGUUUUUUUGGAGGGGGAGAGAUAGAGAGCCGGGUUGCUACAAGAGCAUUAGAGACUUGCUGCUUCUCAUGGAUGACCAACCAGUGGUGAAUGCUUGAUCUUUUCUUGUGCAUAAAGCAGGAGAUUGGGAUUCUGUUCUUAAUCUCAAUGUGGAUCCAGUUAGGAUGAGAGGUAUGUGUUUUGCAUACCAAGGAAGUGAUAUCUGGAAAUAAUCCUAGCCAGCGCUGUACACAACACGUUAUCAUACUUUUUCAGACUCUAAUUGGGUUGCAAUAACAUUGAAAGGACACUAAAGGGGGGCGUUUAAGUUAAGUUAUUUAUUAAUGUGAUUUACCAAACAGAAUGUGUCCGGGGUUGGCUUAACCCGUUGGGAUAAAAAAAAGAAGCUAAAUGGAUUUUUGAAAAUAGUUGUCCUUUUUUCAAAGUUUUACUUCAGUCGUUGUCAUUACUGAAUAUUGUGAAACAGCAUCCAUACUAUUUAUGUCUGAGUGCUGAGAAACCAUACAGACGAGAAAAAAAAUGUAUUUUAUACACUUUACUAUGUAAUUUAUGGUUCUUGUUCACUGGAGUUUCAAAUCGUGGUAUUUUCGGAUUCCUUGUGUUGUCUAAUCUGAAUCUAAAUCUGAGAUCCAUAGGCUAAUAAAUCUAGACAACAUUUUGUGGUUUAUCUUCAUUCGAUUGGAUUGGAUUUGGUUUAGCUCCCUCUCCACCCGCCCUGUUGGACUAGGGGGAUGAACUCUGCACUCGAUUUAGAGGCCUGGGAGAGUAUGACCGUUCUCUCUGAGCUCUGCAAGCAGGACUGAAGGAAGCGCUGUGCUGUGUGCGCAGUAUAGUCAGGAUGGGGAAGGAGAGACUGCGGUUGUGUUUUAUACCCUCGGGCCACUCUUUCUAUCAGAUUAUUUACUGCAGAGAUUAAAUCAGAGUGAAUGUGGGGUGGGGGCUGAAAUCUGAUUGGCUCCCUCAUGUUAUUGUCCUCUCACUCCAUCUGUACAUUCAGUGGUAGUGGAUGUUUUGCCUCUUUUUGUCUUCUUCCUUUUACCAAGAAUGUCAACCACCAGUUGACUAGCAAACAUGGUUGUUGUUUUGUUUGAUUGUCCCAGCAAAUUAAACAAUUUGCCCAAAUGGUAUGGGCCUUUUUAUUUAGUUGAUCUAUUGUUGCAUCAUGUGUAUUCCUGCAAACAAACACACAGGCACGCAUACAGUGCAUUCGGAAAGUAUUCUGACCCCUUCACUUUUUACAUAUUUUGUUACGUUACAGCCUUAUUCUAAAAGGGAUUAAAUAUGAUUUUUUACCUCAAACAAAAAUCUACACACAAUACCCAUAAAAUACCCAUAAUGAUGAAGCGAGACAUUUUUGCAAAUAUAUCAUUUUCCUUUGAACAGAAAACCUUACAUAAGUAUUCAGAUCCUUUGCUAUGAGACUCCAAAUAGAGCUCAGGUGCUUCCUGUUUCUAUUAAUCAUCCUUGAGAUGUUUCUACAACUUGAUUGGAGUCCACCUGUGGUGAAUUCAAUUGAUUGGAAAGGCACACACCUUUCUAUAUAAGGUCCUACAGUUGACAGUGCAUGUCAAAGCAAAAACCAAGCCAUGAGGUCAAAAGAAUUGUCCGUAGAGCUCCGGGGACAGGAUUUUGUCGAAGCACAGAUCUGGGAAAGGGUACCAAAAAAUGGCAGCAGCAUUGAAGGUCCCCAAGAACACAGUGGCCUCCAUAAUUCUUAAAUGGAAGAAGUUUGGAACCACAAAGACUCUUCCUGGAGCUGGCCCCCGGGCCAAAAUGAGAAAUCGGUAGAGAAGGGCCUUGGUCGGGGAGGUGGCCUAGACCCGAUGGUCACGCUGACAGAGCUCCAGAGUUCCUCUGUAGAUGGGAGAACCUUCAAGAAGGACAACAAUCUCAGCAGCACUUCACCAAUCAGGCCUUUAUGGUAGAGUGGCCAGACAGAAGCCACUCCUCAGUAAAAGGCACAACACAGCCCACUGGAGUUUGUCAAAAGGCAUCUAAAGACUCUCAGACCAUGAGAAACAAGAUUCUCUGGUCUGAUGAAACGAAGAUUGAGCUCUUUGGCCUGAAGGCCAAGCGUCACGUCUGGAGGAAACCUGGCACCAUCCCUACGGUGAAAAAGGGUGGUGGCUGGAGAAUGUUUUUCAGCAGCAGGGACUCGUCAGGAUCGAGGGAAAGAUGAACAGAGCAAAGUGCAGAGAGAUCCUUGAUGAAAACCUUCUCCAGAGCUCUGAAUGUCCUUGAGUGGCCCGGCCACAGCCCAGACUUGAUCCCGAUCUAACAUCUCUGGAGAGAACUGAAAAUAGCUGUGCAGUGGCGCUCCCCAUCCAAAGACGAUCUACAGAGAAGAAUGGAAGAAACACAUCAAAUACAGGUGUGCCAAGCUUGUAGCAUCAUACCUCAAAAUUCUUGAAGCUGUCAUCGCUGCCAAAGGUGCUCUAACAAUCUAGUAGGUAAAGGGUCCGAAUACUUAUGUAAAUGUGAUGUUUCAGUUUUUGUUUGUAGUAAAUUUGCUAACAUUUCUAAAAACCUGUUUUUGUCAUUAUGUGGAGUGUAGAUUGAUGAGGGAAAAAAACAAUUUGAUCAAUUUUAGAAUAAGGCUGUAAUGUAACGAAGUUUGGAAAAAGUCAAGGGGUCUGAAUAUUUUCCGACUGCACUGUACAUACAUAAAUGUAUGCAUACACAUUAUCUUUCAACAUUUUCUCUUCCUUUUAAUAAACUGAGCCCCACAGGAAAUGUAGUGUCAUAAGGAAUUGUAUGACAGAUAUUAAAGAUGGAAUCAGCGCCACUGUCCGCCCCUUCCCCGCUGUUACUGUUUUUGUUGCAGAGUUUAGGAGCUUCGCACAGCAUGCUAAGAAAAUUGCAGUACAUAUUGUGCUCUUCUAUCACACGUGCAAUGAUGUCCGGGGGGGAAGAAACUGUUUGUUGUUUACAGUAACUUAUUUGUUGUUGUAAUAUCGCAAAAGGACAUGGUUGUUUCACCAUUAAGGAUUCCAGGUUUAAGUACAUGAUUAUAUUACAUUUAUUUAAACUUUUCUUAUUAUUAUUUUUACAGUAUUGGUGUUCUUUGCUGAACUACAGUAUUGCUUUUUUUCAGUAUUUGCAUAUUAUGAUACACUUUUGUUUCCAGCUCUCUAUGGUAAAACAUGUUUCUGUCAUUGUUUCAACUGUAUGACUAAAGAACACAUGGUUACUAAUAAAAGUUUGUGAAAAUCUCUAGUA
Oncorhynchus masou masou (cherry salmon) is the source of this 5725-nucleotide messenger RNA. RefSeq names its product protein FAM163B-like. The record is from RefSeq and is a predicted model, not a curated record. The coding region runs from base 1424 to 1918 and encodes 164 amino acids. The transcript is spliced from 3 exons. NCBI's taxonomy places the organism in Eukaryota, Metazoa, Chordata, Actinopteri, Salmoniformes, Salmonidae.